Blepharisma stoltei is the source of this 1692-nucleotide messenger RNA. The record is from the annotation of a GenBank genome assembly. NCBI's taxonomy places the organism in Eukaryota, Ciliophora, Heterotrichea, Heterotrichida, Blepharismidae.
AUGGAAAAUUUUAAGAAUCAUACAUUUAUACUUACCCCCCUAAUUAAUACUUAUCAAAGCUAUAUAUAUUUAAAACUUUUUUCAAGUCAUCUUAGAGUUCUAAAUUAAAAAUGCAAAUUUUUUAAGCUAUAUAUUAAUUAAUAAUAAAUAAAAAAUUACCUUGCUAUUAAUUAAGGAGUAGUUAGAAGAACCAGCGAGCAAACAACCCAUGCCAAAGUCCAGCUUGAAUUUAUAGAACCUCUUCUACUAGCAUUAAAAAGGAACGUCCAAAGUUACUACUUAAAUCUACCCGAAACCAUUGUAAGCGGAUUUGGCUGUAAUGAGCCUCACAUGAUCUACACAAAAGAAAACGGUCAAUUAUCAUGACUUGAAGGAGUAAAGUCUAGUAGGUAAUCCCUAGUUAGUGUGCAGAGAUUUUUUAAGCGAUGCUACUAUUUCAAAAGAGAGCCUUUUCCAGUUAACAUAAUAAAAUCAGAUAAAGGGAACUUUGCAGACUCAUGCAAAUGCUUGAUGAGUACGAAAGAAAGCUUUGACCUUUGGAGACAACAAAUAAAAGCUGGAAAGCCGAUGCUUAUUCAAAGAUAUAUCAUUUCUCCAAAUAAAGAAAUUUCUAAAGUAAGGAUUACUUAUAUUCCACCCAAGGGAUAUUUAUCUUGCAAAUUGCUGCGAAACAAAAUUGAUAUUUGUGGAGAACUUGCAAGACCACUUAUCGAAAACAAAAACGGCUGAAAUAAAUUUAAGAAAUUUCAGACGCCUGAAACUGUGAAAACUGAUUACUCAGUUGAGGACAAAUUUUUGGUUAGGAGAAGCAUAGAUUCAUCUUAUACAGAAAAUGAGUUUGCUAUUAAUGAUUCUUUAAGAGCUCAGAUGGAAACUCUGAAAAAUAUUGUAGAAAAAGGACACUUUGCACAUGGUAAAAUUAUUUGCUUACUACCUCUUGUGAGAGAGCAAAAUCAUUUGAAAAUCUUCUUUUUUUGAAAAAUUAGCCCCACUUCGGUGAGCCAAAAACUUUUAUAAUAAAUAUCCUGGCUUAUAAGUGAUAUAAUUAAUCUUCAGCUAAUUUUGCUAGCUUAAGGAACUUACAAUCUAAAAAGAUUUCACUUUCAAAAUUUUAAAAUUUUUAUUUAAUAUAAAAUCUAACACCUCAUUCAUGGGGAGGAGGAGAUAGAACUUCAAGCAGAUUUCGGACAAGAUACUGACGAAAAAUGAUAUUUUUUGAAUUUAAUUCAUUACAAAACCGAGCUUUUAGUCCAGAAGAAGUUAAACCCAACUUCUUUUGGGCUUCUUAUGGAGCGCCUUUCUAGAAAAGCUAUAAAAUCCUCAUAUGGAACUCGUAAGCGUGGCUCACACGACAAAAUCAUUGCAUGCUCUUCUCCUUGCAGCAAGCUUGAGCCAGCCAUUCACGUCAUAAAACCUCGGCCUUUUUCCGCUGACAAAACUACAAAAAUUUCAAGUCUAUUAUCUCCAGAAAAGCCUGCAGUAAGGCUUUUUUCAUUAUCAUCAAUAAAAUUAAAAUCAAAUUCAAGCGCUCUCCUCGAUAUCCCUCGUUUAGAUGAGAGCCAAAACAACUCGACCGGAUCUUUAAAAAAAGAAAUAAUAAAAGAUUUGAAAUCCAUCAGUAAAAGGGACUUUGAAAUAAGGAAAAAAAGAAGAUCAAAAACUAUGGGAGCGAUAAAAUCAAAAAUUAAAUAA